AUGAGUUUCAGAGGUGGUUCAAGAGGUGGCCGUGGUGGCUCCAGAGGUGGUUUCGGUGGUCGUGGUGGUUCCAGAGGUGGCUUCGGUGGCCGUGGUGGCUUCAGCAGAGUUCCAGAAGGUCCUCCAGAUAGUGUUUUAGAGAUGGGUGCUUUCAUACAUCCAUGUGAAGGUGACAUUGUCUGUCGCUCCAUCAACACUAAAGUUCCAUACUUUAACGCUCCAAUAUAUCUAGAAAACAAGACUCAAGUUGGUAAAGUCGACGAAAUUCUUGGUCCAUUGAACGAAGUUUACUUCACCAUUGAAUGUUCAGAAGGUGUUCAAGCUACAAGUUUCAAGGAAGGUGACAAAUUUUAUAUUUCUCCACUAAAAUUGCUACCAAUUGAAAGAUUUAUUCCAAAGCCAAAGGUUGCUGGUCCUCCAAAAUCAAAGUCAAAGAAGAAGAAGGGUUCUGCUCCAGGUGGCCGUGGUGGUGCUAGAGGUGGUUUCGGUAGCUUCGGUGGCCGUGGUGGUUCCAGAGGUGGCUUUGGUGGCCGUGGUGGUUCCAGAGGUGGCUUCGGUGGCCGUGGCGGUUCCAGAGGUGGCUUCGGUGGUCGUGGCGGUUCCAGAGGUGGCUUUGGUGGCCGUGGUGGUUCAAGAGGUGGUUUUGGUGGCCGUGGUGGUUCCAGAGGUGGUCGUUACUAA
Maudiozyma barnettii is the source of this 681-nucleotide messenger RNA. It is a transcript of the gene GAR1, whose product is annotated as H/ACA snoRNP pseudouridylase subunit GAR1. Gene Ontology annotation, cellular component: box H/ACA snoRNP complex. Gene Ontology annotation, biological process: snoRNA guided rRNA pseudouridine synthesis; ribosome biogenesis. NCBI's taxonomy places the organism in Eukaryota, Fungi, Ascomycota, Saccharomycetes, Saccharomycetales, Saccharomycetaceae. The transcript has a single exon. Gene Ontology annotation, molecular function: box H/ACA snoRNA binding. The record is from RefSeq and is a predicted model, not a curated record. The coding region runs from base 1 to 681 and encodes 226 amino acids.